Messenger RNA from Truncatella angustata, 1421 nucleotides. Its product is annotated as GPI anchored dioxygenase-like protein. The record is from RefSeq and is a predicted model, not a curated record. NCBI's taxonomy places the organism in Eukaryota, Fungi, Ascomycota, Sordariomycetes, Amphisphaeriales, Sporocadaceae. Gene Ontology annotation, molecular function: oxidoreductase activity, acting on single donors with incorporation of molecular oxygen, incorporation of two atoms of oxygen; ferric iron binding. The transcript is spliced from 2 exons. Bases 438 to 1421 code for a protein of 327 amino acids.
GGUUACAGGGAUUUUGACCCGCAAUAGGGACGUAUUUUGCAAUCCGCUGAUUUUGAGUGGCCUCGAGGCGUUUAUUAAUCUUCUCCACAGUACGAUAUACUCCAUAGCCGUCCACAUUUCAACAACGCUGACGUCGUUGAACGACCGUUUUCGUGGCCUAUUGUGGGGAGGAUCCGAUUUCAAGUCAAUGCCAUCCCCGGUGUUCUUGGCAAACUGAGUAGAGCGGCACUUUAACUGUGGAGGAUCGUCGUAAUCAGUGGACCGGAGAUAGUUUUGAGCCCUGCUCGCCAAGCCUUGUCACUUAACAGCCGCGUCAACGCCAUGGGAUCGUGAAAGGUAUUUCUAGACGAUAUAAAACGCAAAGGGUGAGCAUAUUUGCAAUAUUUGCUGCAGAGAAGUAAAACUUCACGCUCGUUCAUACCUAUCAAGAUCUCAAGAUGAAAACACAUUCUUUGACAUUACUUAGCCUUCUAACGGCACCAAUCCUUGCGCAUAAGGCGAGCACACCCGCCGUCUACAAGCGUCACGCAGAUCUCUCUAAGCGAUGCGUUAACAGUGCCGCAAACUUUAACAAGAAGAGAUGGGAGAAACGAAGUGAACCGUUCUUGGAAUCACGAUCCGGGAAUACUACCUAUUCAAUUACAACCGAAGCACCUUACUUCGAAACACUCCAGAAUGACACUUGCGUAUUGGCACCAGAUGUCACAGCUGGACCCUACUACUGGCCUCGAUCCGAGACUCUGCGCCAGGAUAUGACCGAAGAUCAGAUAGGCAUUCCUCUCACUCUUGACAUUGGUGUCCUGGAUAUGGCUACAUGUGAACCGCUACCCAAUGCGCUGGUUGCUUUUUGGCAUUGUAACGGCACAGGAAGCUACUCCAGUUUCACUGGCCGUGACCCUAACACGGAUUUCCGCGAGUUGCUUGAGUCGCUCAACGUUACCGAUUUUGAGAUCGGAACAACCGACCUGCAUACCGAUGACACCACUUGGCUUCGCGGCAUGUGGCCCACCGACAGCGAGGGCAUGCUGGAAAUGAAGACCAUCUUCCCGGGCUUCUACAUUCAAAGGGCUAUCCAUAUUCAUGCCCAAGUCUUCACCGACUACGUCUUGCACUCAAACGGCACUAUCCUCACCGGGAAUUCGAACUCGAUUGGUCAGCUGUACUUUAACGAGUCAGUCUCAGAGACAAUCAUGGCACAGGAGCCUUACGUCAGCCAUACGGAGAUCAACCGCACCACAAACGACGUGGACUCCGUCUACUCGUAUGGAUUUGCAAAUGGCUAUAACCCUGUUAUUGAUAUCGUCCCUGCCGAUGGAGAGGACAUCACGAAUGGCAUGAUUGGCUACAUCACCAUUGGUAUCGACACAACAGCUGAUCCUAGUUUGAGUGGGUCAGAGUCGUCUCAACCACCAACCGAAUAG